This is a messenger RNA of Cylicocyclus nassatus, 3159 nucleotides long. NCBI's taxonomy places the organism in Eukaryota, Metazoa, Nematoda, Chromadorea, Rhabditida, Strongylidae. The record is from the annotation of a GenBank genome assembly.
AGAUAUGGAAGUAGACUAUGGCAUCACUCAGUAUCUUGGUGACCGUAGUGUCAGUGUGCCAUGUGUCAUGAAGGAGUUGUAUUCGGACUUUAUUGUACAAGAAAUCCUAGAAGACGAAACAGUCCUUCGGUUGGCCACUGCAUCAGAAGUUCGUAAUUAUGUGAAGGAAGAAGAAGAAAAAGGCGUUGAUGAGGCUGUUGAUGUACCCAGUAGCUUGAGCCCUGAGCAAGUGAAAGCGCUUGAUGCAUUGGACAAGAACUCGAAGCCGUAUUCAAUACCCGUCGAAGGUCUGAGUAAGGAUGACAGAAAAGCCAUCCAUGACUUCGUACGACUGCGAUAUCAGGGAAAACUAGGCUCAGAAACAAGCGAGAAAGGCAUAGAAAUCAGUUACUGUGGUGUGAAUAGUCGAACCAGGAAGCGGAAGAGGUGGGCAAAAGACUGCCCGAAUCAUUGCUAUUUCACAUUGGCUAAGGAGAACAAGGACACAAGCUAUGCACUUGGACUUAUUGCGAAAUUUCUUAACGUAACAACCAACACAUUCCGAACGCAUGGAAUCAAGGAUCGUCGUGCAGUCACUUGUCAGCGAGUUAGCUGUAAUCGAAUAGAAAAGGAGCGAAUUCUUAGCUUGAAUCCUCGCCUCAGAGACAUUGUGGUCUACGAUUUCAGUUAUCAUGAUGAAGAUUUGAAAAUGGGUGGACACUGGGGAAAUCGCUUCAGCAUUAUUUUAAGGAGUAUACCCCCAGCCACACAGAAUAUUCUCGAGGAACGAUUAGAACAGCUCGCAAAAGACGGGUUUAUCAACUACUUUGGUACCCAAAGAUUUGGUUCUUGCGACACUAAUACUGCAACCGUGGGCAAGCAUAUACUGCGUAGAGACUGGGAAGAAGCCAUUAGGGUGAUUCUCUCCAAUGAGCACAUGCCAGGAUAUCUGGGCACUGUUGGGGAUGCCGUCCGGUGUUGGGAAAAGACCAAAGAUGCUGCCCAAGCUCUAAAACAACUAAAAGGUAGUCAAGCUUUUGCUUCCAUAGAAGCUAUUAUAUUCAAGUGCUUAGCUAAAGGUGGCACUUGGCAACAGUGUAUUACGGAUGCGUUGCCUAUAAAUCUUAGGAGUCUUUAUGUUCAUGCAUAUCAGAGCCUUUUAUGGAACAAGGUAGUAUCUCGUCGUAUUGCUGAAAAGGGUACAGUUGUUCUCCCUGACGAUCUUGGAAAAGAUGGUCAAAAGCUCGGAGACCGUGCAUCUAUCUUCGAUGUCUAUAUACCGUUACCUGGGGAAAAUGUCACAUACGUCAAAAACUACGUUUGUGAGUGGUAUCAAGAAAUGUUAAAAGACGAUGGUUUAUCAUACUCGUCGUUUUCCAGUCUUGAAGAUCGAUUCGCCUUGGGAGAGACUUCGAGAGCAAUGUUGAUUUGUCCCAAAGAUGUGAAAUGGAAGUUUAUGAGAUACUCUGAACCGAGGGCACAUUUGCAGAAUGGCAUCAAUACACGCGCAAUAGAUGAGAAAGAGAUGGUGGGAGAUUUGAUGGCCCUGCAAGUACAGUUCAGUCUACCGUCUGGAUGUUAUGCAACGGUUGCUUUGCGGCAGGUCACUGGAACUGACAUGGGCAAACGAUCGAUGAAGGCCCACGCAGAGUCAGCAAAGAAUGGAACUAGUAUGGAGGAAGACGUUGAAGAGGCUGGUGUUGAAACGGAAGUUCCCCUUAUCCUCAACGGUGAUAAUCAUAAUAAGUCUCCCCAAACAUCUCCAAGCAAAGGCGACGCUUCAGAAGAAAACAUGAAGAUAAGCGUAAAAAAUCGAACGGAUGGCAAUGUCUUUCAACUUGAAGUCGAUCCAGAGUCUACUAUGGGAGCGCUUCGGUCACAGAUUUGCUCACAUUUUGGCCCAACAUGCAAUCCUGCAUCCUUGAGGAUCUGCUUGGGAGAUAAUGAGCUGGACUUUGAUGAUUCCACCAAAGUGAAGGACGCCGGUAUUGUGAGCGGAGAUAGGCUAUUUUUGGAGGGACUGUCAACAUCAACAGCACCAGUUAAAGUUGAAAUGAAAGCACCCGAACGUCAAACUACAAAGGAGGAUGAAGAAAUGGAACAAGAGAGCGAAAGCGACGAGCUGUCGUCGUUUAGAGAUCGUGUUCUACGAGCUGCUAGAAACUACAUGGAGGAUUCCGGAUAUUCUAAUAAGUCCCUGCAAUCUUGGUGCGUGGAAAAGUUAAGCGGUGCAGAACUUGACUUCGAACGUCGUACACGUAACCAGGUGUCACAUAUUUAUGUCGUUAUCACUGCCUUUUCAUAUCCGAACAAUUCUGCUAUUGUCAAUGUUGGAAGAAUGGUCGAUCAAUCGCGCAAACUGCUCUCAUCAUUCACUGUCGAACCCGCUACUGUCAAAGACAGUGUCAUCAACGGUCUUGCCUUAGCGCUUUCUGGCUCAGCAGCAACAGGAGUAACACUUGUUCAUCUGUUUUCACUGCGAAUUAUACGUGAGCAAAUAAUGAGGCAUAUGGAACCUCGUGGCGUGGUUCGCCUUUCUGGAGCGAGUCGUCUUCUGCACUCAAUUCUACAAGCUCCAUCGGUCGAUCGUUCUUAUUGGAUGCAGAGGCUGAGCAGUGAUUUUGGGACAGCAAAGGUACAAGAAGCACAACGUGCUGGGAAGACAUUCCGCGGCUCUUAUGUGGAUGAGUAUGCAGCUCUGAAAGCGGCGCAGCGAGCACUGGAGCCCACUUCAAAUCCUAUCUUACAAGGAAAUCCGUACGCAUUUCCACGGCCGCCAUAUGCUCCGUAUCCGUAUCCAUAUGGUCCUUACCCACCAGCACAACCUCGGGCGCCAGAUCCACCGCGUCAUCCAGACCCGCUCUUUCCAGCUCCCGAUCCUCUUCAGCCAAUUCCAGAUCCGAAUCCCCUUGUGCAGCCACCCAGAAUUGGUCCGUCUGGACCAUUAGGACCUCUUGGUGGAAGAAAUCCAUUCGAUCCAUUUGAUCCCAGCAAUCAGGAAAUAUUUCCUGGACGUCCUAAUCAAGGUGUUCCGCGUGGUGGACCUCGCAUUUUCCCUGCGAAUAGAUGGGACCGCGGGAAUGAUUUUAUCUAAUUGACACAUUCCUGUCUGUCGGAAAUGAUGGCUUACUAAUAAUCUUCCGGUGUUCGGAUGUUACAUAAUGUAAAGAGAUUUUGUGU